Calliphora vicina (urban bluebottle blowfly) is the source of this 2356-nucleotide messenger RNA. It is a transcript of the gene Mcm7, whose product is annotated as minichromosome maintenance 7. The transcript is spliced from 5 exons. The record is from RefSeq and is a predicted model, not a curated record. The coding region runs from base 156 to 2318 and encodes 720 amino acids. NCBI's taxonomy places the organism in Eukaryota, Metazoa, Arthropoda, Insecta, Diptera, Calliphoridae. Gene Ontology annotation, biological process: double-strand break repair via break-induced replication; DNA replication initiation; DNA replication. Gene Ontology annotation, molecular function: single-stranded DNA helicase activity; ATP binding; single-stranded DNA binding. Gene Ontology annotation, cellular component: MCM complex; nucleus.
UGGAAUGCAGAUGCAGUUUCUAUAAAUAAAAUUUAAAUCUAAAGACAUUAUUAAAUUUCAAGACGAGCAUUUAACAACAGCGGAGCGUUAAACCCAAAGUACAAAACAAAUAUUGCAAAAUUUCAGUGAAUUAAAUAAAAAAAAGCAAAUUAAAAAUGGCGCGACGUGACUAUGCCCAAGAUAAAGAAGCCAUCAAAAGUUUCCUUAGUGAAUUCUGCAAACAAGACGAUGAAGGCAAAAAAACUUUCGUCUAUGGCCAGCAACUGGUGAAAAUUGCACAUCGCGAACAGGUCUUGCUAUCCAUAGAUUUGGAUCAUUUGGCCGAAUUUAAUGAAGGUUUAGCCGAUGCUGUUGUUAGUAACUGUCGGCGUUAUGCCGCCAUGUUUAGUGAUGUUAUAGCAGAAAUGCUGCCCAAUUACAAGGAACAUGAAGUACAUGCCAAAGACGCCUUGGAUGUGUACAUUGAACAUCGUUUACUUAUGGAAACACGCACCAGAAAUCCCAUGGAACAACACGAUCAACGAAACGCUUUCCCAUCCGAUCUAAUGAAAAGAUUUGAAGUGGGUUUCAAGCCCCAAUCCCAUGUUAAGGCAAAUUCCAUACGUGAAGUAAAGGCAGAACAUAUUGGUAAAUUAGUUACUGUGCGUGGUAUUGUUACGCGUUGUACCGAAGUCAAACCCAUGAUGGUGGUGGCCACUUACACAUGCGAUCGUUGCGGUUCAGAAACCUAUCAACCCGUCAGUUCUUUAUCAUUUACUCCCGUAUCGGAAUGUCCCUCGGAUGAUUGUCGUGUGAAUAAGGCAGGCGGUCGACUUUACUUGCAGACUCGUGGCUCUAAGUUUGUUAAAUUUCAAGAAGUUAAGAUACAAGAGCAUAGCGAUCAAGUUCCCGUAGGUCAUAUACCACGUACUAUGACCAUUAUGUGUCGUGGUGAAGUCACACGUCAGGCUCAGCCCGGUGAUCAUGUUCUAAUAUCUGGUGUUUAUUUACCUUUAAUGCGCGGUGGUUUCCAACAGAUGGUACAGGGUCUAUUGUCGGAGACAUUUUUACAAGCUUAUCGCAUUAUUUGCAUUAAUAAAAACGAUGAAAUAUCUGACAAAGAUUCUGAACUAUCACCUGAGGAAUUAACAGAAUUGGCACAAGAUGAUUUUUACGAACGUUUGGCUACCAGUUUGGCACCCGAAAUAUAUGGCCACUUGGAUGUUAAAAAGGCUAUGCUGUUAUUGUUAGUGGGCGGUGUUGAUAAGAGACCAGAUGGCAUGAAGAUACGUGGCAACAUAAAUAUCUGUCUUAUGGGUGAUCCCGGUGUAGCCAAAUCUCAGUUAUUGGGUUAUAUCAGUCGUUUGGCUAUACGAUCCCAAUAUACCACCGGCAGAGGUUCUUCGGGCGUUGGUUUAACUGCUGCUGUUAUGAAAGAUCCUCUAACGGGUGAAAUGACUUUGGAGGGUGGUGCUUUGGUGUUGGCUGACCAGGGUGUUUGCUGUAUUGAUGAAUUUGACAAAAUGGCUGAUGUCGAUCGUACCGCUAUACACGAAGUUAUGGAGCAGCAGACCAUAUCCAUUGCUAAAGCUGGCAUAAUGACCACUUUAAAUGCUAGAGUAUCGAUUUUGGCUGCUGCUAAUCCGGCUUUUGGUCGUUAUAAUCCACGUCGUACCGUUGAACAAAAUAUUCAGCUACCAGCCGCUUUGUUGUCACGUUUCGAUCUAUUGUGGCUGAUACAGGAUAAACCAGAUCGUGAAAAUGAUUUGCGUUUAGCCAAACAUAUCACCUAUGUGCACAGUCAUUCCAAACAACCACCCACCCGCGUUAAGGCACUCGAUAUGAAUCUAAUGCGUCGUUAUAUAAAUCUUUGCAAACGUAAAAAUCCCACCAUACCCGAUGAAUUGACCGAAUACAUUGUGGGCGCUUAUGUGGAACUAAGACGCGAAGCUCGCAAUCAAAAGGAUAUGACCUUUACCUCGGCCCGUAAUCUUUUGGGUAUUUUACGUUUAUCCACAGCUUUGGCACGUCUACGUUUAUCGGACAAGGUUGAAAAGGAUGAUGUGGCAGAAGCCUUAAGACUUUUGGAAAUGUCUAAAGAUUCGCUCAAUCAAGUACAUGAACAUCAAAAGGGACACAUUCCUAACACUUCUGACAAAAUCUUUGCUGUGGUCCGUGAAUUGGCGGGCAGUAGUACUACGGUUAAAAUUGCCGAUGUUAUGGACCGUUGUACGACCAAAGGUUUUAAACCCGAUCAAGUUGACAAAUGCAUUGAAGAUUAUGAAGAGCUUAAUGUAUGGCAAGUUAAUAUGGCUCGUACGAAAAUUACUUUUAUGUAAAAUAAUCUUCAAAUAUUGAUUGAUGGCAGCAGAAGAAA